CCUUCCUAAAGCUUUUGCACAGUCCUGUAUGUCAGUCGUUUUUCAGGUAGGAAGACCUUUGCGCAAUGGCAGACACAACGUCCAUCUUCCCUUUUGCCUCUUACCUCACCAGGGUUUUCUUUUCCUGUCCCCGUCCCAGGAUCUUGCAUUAGCCAACUCUUGACUAAGAACGUAAAAUUGUUAGAGACUCCGCCACUGAAUUCCCCUGGCAAACUACUGUUAGUCUCCCUAUUUCUCAGUAAAAAACUGAGGGAAGGGCUUGAACAGCCCCCACAUCGAAUAUUCAGACUUCUGGAUCUAGAAGUGUUCGAAGUAAACCAGAACAAAGCGAGCAAGUUUUCAGCCCUCCUGGUUGCAUAGUAUAAGAAUCUGGGAGGGAUUCCCAGUCGUAAAGAGCACCAAAGGAAAAAGGGUUUGCUCCCAUGACCUUUGGAUCUCUGGAGCAUGAAGGUCAAAGUGAUUUCAAUUUUGGAGGAUAAUUACAUGUACCUGAUCAUCGAUGAAAACACUCGGCACGCCAUUGCAGUGGAUGCUGCUGUUUCCAAGCGGCUCCUAGAGAUCAUCCGAAGAGAAGACAUCACUCUGAAAGCCAUUCUGACCACCCAUCAUCACUGGGAUCAUGCAAGAGACAAUGAAGAACUGGCCAAGCUUUAUCCCGGCCUGGAGGUAUAUGGUGGGGACGAACGGGUGGGAGCUCUGACACACCGAGUGACUCAUGAGGAGGAAUUAAAGUUUGGCAGCAUCAACGUGCGGUGCCUUCUCACUCCGGGCCACACCGCGGGGCACGUCUGCUACUUCAUGUGGGAAGAUGAUUCUCUGAACGCACCUGCAGCUUUCACAGGUGACGCCCUGUUUGUCGGUGGCUGUGGCCGACUCCUGGAAUGCACGGCCGAGCAGCUGCACAAGAGCCUGACGCAGAUUCUGGGCGGGCUGCCAAAGGAGACGAAAAUCUUCUGCGGGCAUGAGUACACCACCCGGAAUUUGAAAUUUGCCUUAAAGGUGGAGCCAGAAAAUGAAUUCGUCAAAGAAAAGCUCAUUUGGGCCAAACUCCGAGAGGAUGAAGACCUUCCAACGGUGCCUUCUACGCUGGCAGAGGAGUUCCUCUACAACCCUUUCCUUCGCACCUCGGAAGAACCUGUCCAGAAGUUCACGGGCAAGUCUGCUCCUGGUGAGGCCUUCGCCGCUCUCUGCAAGGCCAAAGAGAGCUUCCGGAAACCCAAAGAGCAGCUGAAUCCUCAGGCCGUGCUGGCAUUUGAGUGGGGGCUUUUUGAUCCACUCCUGCAGAAGUGAACCCCCUCCAUCUGCCACGAGGGGGGCACAGGCGCUGUCGUUGAAGGGCUCGCUCCCUCCUCCUCCGCACUGUUAGAAAAAGUUGAGCACGGGUUGCAGGGGACAUCUAAAAGCAUUGGGAGGAGUGUCCCAUUUCAGAUGUUCUGAGUCUUGGGACUGGCACACAGCUCUCCCAUUCUUUUGAAAUGUGCAGCAAAUACAGACAGCAGCCUGUUUCCAGCAGUGCCAAAUGCUGCAGGUGCUUGCCAAGGCAAAGUGGCCUCCCUCCAUUCUGCAAAUGGAGAAGUAAAGCAGCAUCCUUUCCUCCCAAUUCUUAACUGCCCCGCUGAAAACGUGGCGAUGAGCUUGGAAGGUAACUCCUUCCUCCUGUGCAGAAGGUAGGAGCUAUGGAGCUGUACAAGAGGGAGGAGGGAAAUACGUCAUCGCCUGCCUCUCACCGCGCCAUGAACUGAAUGACAGCUAUUUGUUCUUCACUUUUAAUUAAAGGAAGCUUUUAAAAA
Messenger RNA from Python bivittatus (Burmese python), 1790 nucleotides. It is a transcript of the gene HAGHL, whose product is annotated as hydroxyacylglutathione hydrolase like. The record is from RefSeq and is a predicted model, not a curated record. Gene Ontology annotation, molecular function: hydroxyacylglutathione hydrolase activity. NCBI's taxonomy places the organism in Eukaryota, Metazoa, Chordata, Lepidosauria, Squamata, Pythonidae.